Molecule: messenger RNA, 1340 nt
Organism: Notothenia coriiceps (black rockcod)
Lineage: Eukaryota; Metazoa; Chordata; Actinopteri; Perciformes; Nototheniidae
Product: tumor necrosis factor receptor superfamily member 19-like
Exons: 6
Coding region: 306-977 (223 amino acids)
Biological process (GO): positive regulation of JNK cascade; positive regulation of canonical NF-kappaB signal transduction
Cellular component (GO): plasma membrane
Molecular function (GO): signaling receptor activity; protein binding
Source: RefSeq, a predicted model, not a curated record
UUGAUCACAUUUCUCAGCCAGUGUGUGUGUUUGCCUCGCGCUGUGGGACGGCUCUUUGAUGUGAGGCAGGCUGAUCAGGGAUCAGAUACACGCGCGUCAGAUCCAUGAAGCCACCCCCUCUACCCGUCUUUGAUCUGUGGCAGAGUGUAGUCCUGCUCGCUGUGUUUCUGCAGCUGACAUGGUGAGCGGACCGGUGCGGGACACACAGCUCACCUCUCACCGGUCUGCUGUCGACUUAAAACCACCAACAACUUCACUUAAAUACUCUUUUUCUCUCAGCUGCAGGCAACAAGUGCUUCAUCAACAUGUUCAGGAUCCUUCAACACACCUUCUCACUUCUGCUCACCGUGCAUGUCAUAUAUUCAGCUCUGAUUCCUGUGGGGGCCGAGGAGGAGACAAGGGAGUGCCGAGAGCAGGAGUACAAGGACCGCUUCGGGAGCUGUAGGCCCUGCAGGCAGUGUGAUGCAGGACAGGAGCUCUCAAAGGAAUGUGGCUUUGGUUAUGGAGAGGAUGCCCGGUGCGUGCCCUGCCGGAGCAGCCGCUUCAAGGAGGACCGCAGUCUGCAGAAGUGCAAGCCCUGCCUGGACUGCGGACUCAUCAACCGCCUCCAGAAGGGCAAUUGCUCGACCACCAGCAACGCCGUGUGUGGAGAGUGUCUGCCAGGAUAUUACAGGAAGACCAAACUAAGUGGUUUCCAGGACAUGGAGUGUAUCCCCUGUGGAGACCCUCCGCCUCCUUAUGAGCCACACUGCAGUGGGCGAGUGAACCUGGUGCCCCUCCCCCCGGUGGUCACCAGCCCGCGGGACAUGGCGCUGGCGGCGGUGAUCUGCAGCGCGCUGGCCACCGUGCUGCUCGCCCUGCUGGUCCUCUGCGUCAUCUACUGCAAGAGGCAGCUGCUGGAGAAGAAGCCCAGCGGUGAGUCUCAGCCUCUGCACAUCUGCUGGUUCACAAUAUGUUUAUUGGUAUUUUCUUAUUGAACAACAAUCAACAACCAUGUACAUCACAGAGACAUACACACACCCUCAACUUGCACCAGUAUUAAAAGCAUAAUCAAAUACAUAAAACAACAUCAUUUCACAGUUUCCUUUCAGAGGCAGUCCACAUUCCCAUCCCUCAUGAUGUGCACAUACGGCUCCCAGAGCUGAACAGAGUCUGUUCAAGUUGAUCUCUGAAUAAAAGAAUUGGCUGAAUCAGGACAGGUGUAACCUCUGAUGAGUGGUGCUUUGAAACAUGUCUUCAAAGAUCAAUGCAAACGCCUGAAGUUAGAAAACACUAUUCAUGCACUUCUGCUUAAGUUCCUACUUUUUACACAAAUUCUGAAACAUAUUCAGUUUUCAGAA